Uncinocarpus reesii 1704 is the source of this 2646-nucleotide messenger RNA. RefSeq lists its product as uncharacterized. Lineage: Eukaryota; Fungi; Ascomycota; Eurotiomycetes; Onygenales; Onygenaceae. Gene Ontology annotation, cellular component: cell surface. Bases 1 to 2646 code for a protein of 881 amino acids. Gene Ontology annotation, molecular function: glucan endo-1,3-beta-D-glucosidase activity; endo-1,3(4)-beta-glucanase activity. The transcript has 7 exons. The record is from RefSeq and is a predicted model, not a curated record.
AUGGUCCGGCGUGUUAAGAUAUGGCUCACAGAGGCUGUGCUGAUAUCCUCUGGGAUACUCACCAGUGUUCAAUCCCGCCCCUUUCCUCUGAGUUCGGAUAACCCCGAGGCGCCGUCAAGGGGCAUCUUUCGUGCCCAAGCGGCCGGGAAUUGGGCCAACUACAUUCCACCAUCUGAUCUAGGUGGUCCCGAGUUUUCCGAUUCAAAGCGAUCACAGAGCAAGCUUCCAAGCAUUGUACCGCCUCAAACAACAGCUGUUCAAAGUUUGGGCGAACCAGCCCCGGUGCAGCUUGACCAGUUAGCUAAGAACGUUGGAGUCAGUUUAAGCAGCACAAAGACCGAGCCAGCAUCUCGUUAUCGCUACCCGCCGACACCUGUAGCGCAACCUGCUGCGUUUACAGCUCAAGCCCCCUUCAAUCUCAAGAGUUCUUCCAUCAGGAGUGCAACAGCACCCAUUGCUUCGUCAGGCACAUUUGCACCACCGACUAAAUCAGAAAUAAUCCCCACUUCAUCGGCAAUGGCAUCGGCCAUGGCUUCGCAGGAUGCCUUCUUGCCUGUUUCGAGGGAUCAAAUACCAUCCAAUAUUCCGAAAAGAGGAGGCCAUCCCGUUCCAAAGAAUCACAUUGUGAAUGUUCCUGGGCCUAUGUCGACAAACAAGUUCUAUGCCAACUUCUUUUUGAAUGGCCAACAGAAUUAUUCCUACGCCCACCCUUAUUCAGUUGGGUGGUCUAAAGGUAUAGACCCUACGAAAAGCUUCGGUUUAGCUGUAUCCCAUGUCGACGCGCAUCAAAGGGUGUUGGGUGAAAGAAGCAACAACAUUCCCGGGAACCCCGCAAGGUAUUACAUCAAUCCUGUUGGAAUUCAGUCCAUCAUUUUAUCUGCCACUGAGUUUGGAAACUCUACCUCUCUGAGCGUUUCGGAUGCACAGGCCUUCUCUACAGAUGUUAUUCUCAGGCCUCAACAAAAUGCGAAUGCGAGCAUAACUUUUCCACUCGUCCAGGGAAUGGGAUUUGUGACCGGGGUAUACGAUAAUUUACGACCUUUGAUUCAGUCACAGGUAGCCUUUCGGCAGGUAAACCUCGCAGCUAGCCCCAAAAAUGGUGUGUUCAAGUACACGACCACCCUUGAAAAUAGUACAAAUUGGCUUGUGUACGUCACUCCUACGAAUGGAGUUGAUCCAAAACUGGAGCUCGUUUCCAACAGCACACUUCGAGGUCAACCGGGUUUUAAAGGGGCGAUUCAAGUCGCGAGGAAUCCCGGGAAUGCAGAAAGUAUAUAUGAUCGAGCGGCCGGUGCCUAUCCAACAAAGGUGAAUAUCGCUGGCUCUGUUUCAGGACAAAGCGGAACUUACCGAUUUGCGUGGACCAAAGCCGGAAAAUUUGCGAACAGCACGCAGUUGCUGAUGUUUGCGCUGCCGCACCACGUUGCCUCUUUUGACAGUGCUUCAAAGCAACCCACAGCAUGCGUUGGGGAUUCAUGGACAAUGGUGGAGCCAAACCUGCCCAUCAACAUGGGUUUCGAGCCCUGGCAGCCAGGGAUGUCGGGAAAGCCUUCCUUGUCUUCAGCCGCAAAACAGGCUAUCAAGGCAGUAGCACCGUCUGAGCUAUCCCAAGAUAUGAAUGCCCAAACAAAUUUGGACAGCAUGUAUUUUAGUGGAAAAGCCUUGGGAAAAUUUGCGGGGGUAGUAUAUACCGUGCACGAGAUGCUACAAGACCCCGGCAUGGCUUCAACGGCAUUGAAAACGCUCAAGGAAUGUUUUGCCAGGUUCGUGGAAAAUAAACAGAAACACCCGCUUGUCUAUGACACAGUUUGGAAAGGCGUUGUUUCUUCUGGAGCCUAUACCACUGGGGAUAUAUAUCUGGAUUUUGGGAACACUCUAUACAAUGACCACCAUUUCCACUACGGAUACUUUAUCCUAGCAGCCGCGAUAAUUGGAAAACUCGAUCAAUCUUGGCUGGCUGCGAAUAAAGCAUGGGUUAAUAUGCUGGUACGCGAUGCGGCCAAUCCUGUUGCUGACGAUCUGUUCCCCUUCUCAAGAGGUUUUGAUUGGUAUAAUGGACAUUCAUGGGCCAAAGGACUAUUUGCUUCCAUUGACGGCAAAGAUCAAGAGUCCACGUCCGAGGAUACGAUGUUUGCAUAUGCUCUUAAGAUGUGGGGUAAGACCAGCGGAGAUGCCAGCAUGGAGGCUCGUGGAAACUUGAUGCUGGGGAUCCUUUCAAGGUCACUCGACAACUACUUUUUGAUGCGCAACAACAAUACCAAUCAACCAAAGGAAUUUAUUCGAAAUAAAGUGACUGGAAUUCUUUUUGAGAACAAAUGUGAUCAUGCUACGUACUUUGGAACGAACCUAGAGUAUAUCCAAGGCAUCCAUAUGCUCCCACUCCUCCCUGCAUCCGCUUAUGCUCGACGUAAAGAUUUCGUGAGGGAAGAAUGGGAUGCAAUGUUUGCUUCCAAUGCAACAAAGCCAGCAUCAACUGUGGAUGGCGGAUGGAGAGGCGUACUCUAUGCGAAUUUGGCGAUUAUAGAUCCUGGAGCCUCUUGGAACUUUUUUGCUCAGAACAACUUCAACAUGAGCUGGAUCGACGGUGGUGCAAGCCGAACAUGGUACCUUGCAUAUGCGGCCUGCCUUGGUGGAGGGCCCAAAUAA